AUGCAAGUCUCGGACCAGGAACAAAGCUCCCGGGAGCUGGAUUUAGAGGAGAUAACUAGGAAAAUUUCAUUUCUUGACAAAUGGCGGGAGAUCUUUAGUUACCGAGGGUUGGGAACCAAUAAUGCAACUCCUCAGAAUCAUGACGGCAACCACGUAUCAGCUGAUGAAACUGAAAAUGCAACAGGGAUACCUCAGCCCAGGGGACAAGGACAUUUGCCAUCCAGUAGCCUUUGUUCUAUCCCCAAACCCUCUAUCAUCUCUUCAAAAUCAGCCGGCUCUCCUAUCUCCCUGGCAAUGGCCACGAAGUUACAGCAGAGCCUCUUUGGAAAUACUAUCCAUGUCUUCAGCUAUGACUGGAAAAAGGCCUAUUUCAGGUUCCAUGAUCCUUUUUCUGACCUGGCUUUCACUUUGGAAGUGGGAAAGGGAGGUGCCCGAAGCAUUCAGAUGGCAGUUCAAGGAUUCAUCAUCAAAGACUUGUUGUUUACCAGGAAGGGAAAGGACUGUAACUUUCACAGUUUGUGUGCAGUCAGCAAACAGGAGCAAGAGCAGGCCCUGGCUGCGGCACUGGCUGGCAUCCUGUGGGCGGCAGGAGCAGCUGAGAAGGCCACCGUCUGUCUUGUCACUGAGCACACUUAUGUCACCUCCAGUCCUGACUACUCGGGCGAUGAUUUCACCGAGCGGCUCCAGCUGUUUGAACUUUUAGAGAAAGAAGCCACUGAGAAAUUCAUCUAUGAUCAUUUACAAUGUUUCAAAGAGGAAGGAGGCCAUGGUGUCAUCUUGUUUCUUUACAGCCUGAUCUUCUCCAGAACAUUUGAAAGGCUUCAGAAGGAUCUAGAUGCUUCCAGCACUCAUCUGUUACAACCACAUGCUGGGGGCUUCCUAUGCAGGCAGGCAGUUUUGAACAUGAUUUUAACUGGAAGAGCAAGUCCGAAUGUCUUCAAUGGCUGUCAGAAAGGAAAGUCUCAAGAAAUAUUGCACGGGGUCCUGACCCGCAGUGACGUUGGUUAUUUGUGGUGGGGUAAGGACACCUCAGAGGAUGACAGGCUUUCACAGGUGGGCAGCAGGCUGAAGACUCCCAAAUUACCUAUUUGGCUAUGCAACAUUAAUGGAAAUUUCAGUGUCCUUUUUAGCACAAACAGGCAGCUCUUAUCAGACUGGAAAGUGGAGCGUCGCUUUGAUCUGUACUUUUACGGAGGCCAGCCCCCACAGAAGAAGCCUGUGCAGCUUACAGUAGAUACUCACUCCCAUCACUGGGAAAGAAACCAACCUGGAGAUGGACAUGUAGCAGGAAGACGGUUUUCUCCAGUGGAGAUGCUAAUCAGAACCAAGUGGAGAGAAGCCACCAUCAACUGGAAUGGAACCAUUCCCUUUUUCUAA
Messenger RNA from Lynx canadensis (Canada lynx), 1377 nucleotides. It is a transcript of the gene MINDY4B, whose product is annotated as MINDY family member 4B. The record is from RefSeq and is a predicted model, not a curated record. Gene Ontology annotation, biological process: protein K48-linked deubiquitination. Bases 1 to 1377 code for a protein of 458 amino acids. Gene Ontology annotation, molecular function: K48-linked deubiquitinase activity; cysteine-type deubiquitinase activity. Lineage: Eukaryota; Metazoa; Chordata; Mammalia; Carnivora; Felidae. The transcript is spliced from 12 exons.